Molecule: messenger RNA, 3283 nt
Organism: Conger conger (European conger)
Lineage: Eukaryota; Metazoa; Chordata; Actinopteri; Anguilliformes; Congridae
Gene: lnx1
Product: ligand of numb-protein X 1
Exons: 10
Coding region: 619-2571 (650 amino acids)
Biological process (GO): ubiquitin-dependent protein catabolic process
Cellular component (GO): cytoplasm
Molecular function (GO): metal ion binding; protein binding; ubiquitin-protein transferase activity
Source: RefSeq, a predicted model, not a curated record
UCGAAUACACACACACACACACACCACCGAACGCUCGUAUGCUCACACACACACCACCAAACGCUCGUAUGCUCAUACACACACACACGCAACCGCACGCUCGUAUGACCAUAUACACACACACACACACACACACGUACGCUCGAUUGCGCACACACACGCGUGGGCGGUUGAUCGCUCGCACGCAUACACACACACAAACGCACACAUUCAUACACCCAUAAACUGACACAUACACACACACAAAUACACAUACGCACACUCACACACAUAAACAUAUACACUCACACACACACACACACACACACACACUCUGGAUUAAUCCUGCUGUAUGUCCCUGCGGAUGCUCGGUGGAGAUUAGAGGUGCCAGGAUUGAGUCAUCAGGCUCUUUUCUCUCUCUCCGUUUCAUCCCCUCUUCCUCCUCCUCCUCCUCCUCAGCCUGCCUCCUCUCUCUCUCUCCUCCUCGGCGUGCGGGAGGUGGAUGUCCCUGUGGAGGGUGUGACAGGGGGGUGGGGGGGUUUCAGACUUGAGACGGUCAGGGCAGCACAGCGAACGCGAGCACGCUAGCACGAUAGCACGUUAGCACGUUAGCACGAGAGUGCGCUUCCACCGGACGCCAUGAAGGCUCUCCUGCUGCUGGUGCUUCCCUGGCUCAGCCCCGCCAACUACACCGACAACCUGGGCAACCUGCACGUCCUCUACUCAGAGCUGUGUAAAGGUGCAUCGCACUAUGGGCUGUCAGCGGAUCGUAAGCGGCGCUCACAGGAAGGAGUUUGUACAGACAGCACCUCAGAGCUCACCAUCAGCACCCUGACCUCUGACCCCCCCGGCUCCACCCUCGCCCUGCUCUCCGAUGACCCCGGCCUCGUCAACCCCGCCUUCGACCCCAGUGCCGAGGACAACAGCCAAUCAGGGAGCAACACCAGCCUGGCUGCCCGCUGCAACACCAAGAAGAGGGACUUCCGGAGCUUUGACCGUGCGGGGGGGCGGAGUCGAUCGUUCCGGCGGUUUAACCGCGCGUUCAGCGUCCUGCGGAGGACCAAGAGUGGCACGGCCGUAGCCAAUCAGAGCACAGAGGAGCGCGACAGCCCCCGCAACACCAACACCCCCCCCGAAGGGCUGCCCCUCCCCCAGCUGCACCACCUGAUCCCGGACGGGGAGAUCACCAGCAUAAAGAUCACCCGUGCCAGCCUCACUGAGCCCCUGGCCAUCAGCGUCGUCGGGGGCAACGAGACCCCGCUGGUCCGCAUCCUCAUCCAGGACAUCUACAGGGAGGGAGUCAUCGCCCGUGACGGCCGACUGCUGCCCGGAGACAUGAUCCUGAAGGUGAACGGGAUUGACAUCAGUAAUGUGCCGCACCGUUACGCGGUGUCCAUGCUGAAGCGCCCGGGCGCUCUCCUGCGCCUCACCGUCCUGCGUGAGCAGAAGCACCGCUACCGCGCCAGCGCCUCGCCCCCGCCCCCGCCCCACGCCGAGGCCCCGCCCCCUCCGCUCCGCGACGACAGCCUGCACGUCCUAUUGGCCAAGAGCUGCCCGGGCGAGCAGCUGGGCAUCAAGCUGGUGCGCCGGCCCCAGGAGCACGGCGUCUUCAUCUUCCACCUGCUGGAGGGCGGCCUGGCCGCUCACGAUGGCCAGCUCCGCAUCAACGACCGCAUCAUGGCCAUCAACGGACACGACCUGCGCUACGGUGCGCCCGAACACGCCGCCCUGCUCAUACAGGCGAGUGAGGAGCGUGUGCACUUCAUCGUGUCGCGGCAGACACACCCGCAGUCCUCAGACAUCCUGCAGGAGGCGCCGUGGAGCCUGGAGGGACCGCCGCCCUACUCCCCCGAGGACCCAGAGCCCAGCCUGCUGGACUCGUGUCAGAAGCAGGGUGUCUAUGAGAAGACGGUGACUCUGCUGAAGGAGCCGCAGGACUCUCUGGGCAUGACGGUUGCUGGGGGCAUGGCCAGCCGCGGCUGGGACCUGCCCAUAUACGUCACCAACGUGGACCCAGAGGGAGUGGUGGGACAGGAGGGCUCCAUCCGCAAAGGGGAUAUCCUGCUCAGCGUUAAUGGGAUGGAGCUGACGGGCGUUACGCGGGGGGAGGCCGUGGCCAACCUGAAGAACAGCUCCUCCCCCGUGGUGCUGCGGGUGCUGGAGAUGCCCCCCCCCUCCGACCCCACCCCCCCCGACCCCCCAUCUGACCCCCUGUCCCCCCCUGCCGACGCCACCCACAGCCCCCCUCCCAGCGAUGACCACUCCCCCCUCUGGGUGUCAUGGUUACAGCUGCCCAGGCACCUGUACUGCUGCAAGGACAUCGUGCUGCGCAGGAGCACGUCGGGCAGCCUGGGCUUCAGCAUCGUUGGGGGUUACGAGGAGCUCAACUGCAACCAGUCCUUCUUCAUCCGGUCCAUCGUGGAGGGAACGCCGGCCUACAACGACGGCCGCAUACGUUGUGGGGACAUUCUGCUGGAAGUGAAUGGUAAGAGCACCUGGGGAAUGACUCACUCCAUGCUGGUGCGUCUGCUCAAGGAGCUGAGGGGGCGGAUCACUCUGACCGUCGUUUCCUGGCCAGGCAGCCUGCUAUAGGCUGGAACCCAUCCAGUCCUUGCCUGCUAUUGGCUGGGACCAGGCCAGGGGGCGGGCUCUCACACUCACACAUGGACAACUGAAACUUUGCCUGGAGUUCACAGACCACCAACCCCUACCCCUCUCCAAGGCCCCGCCCCUCUGGGAUUCAGUGGGGACAGACACUGGGGGGAGCUAAGGAGACACACAUUGCCAAUGAUGUCUGUUGUAUGUUCGUCUGUGCAUUUACUGACCUCCCCUCUGUCUGCUGUAAAUGUUGGUGUCUUUCUUCUACUGUUGGAAGGGCCUUUGGACAUAAUAUAUAUGUAAUAUUUUAAUGCUUUAUGUAAUAUUAUUUUUAUGCUUCAUGUAAUAUUAUUUUUAUGCUGUAUGAAUAUUGAUUUGUACUGACUCUUCUCCUUGUUUCUGUUGAACGCAGAUCUGUCACCAUGUUUCUAAUGCCACAGCGCAGUAUUCAAAUCACUUUGCAAGCAAAAAAAAACGAAAAAAAAAACACAAAAUAAACUGAAAAAAUAAUUAAAUAAAUAAAUAAAUAUAAGAAUAAAGUUGCGGAGACAUUGAGGCCUUACGGACACUCUGUGAUGAAACCUGACUUCCUGUAUUUGUGUCCUGAGCCUGUCUAAUGUGGUGGGCCUGUGUGAUCCGAUGUAGUCCGGUUUUGGCCGGUGUGACCGGUACCUUUGGUCAAAAGCUCAAUAAAGCUGUAAAUAUU